CUAGCAUGAUUUUACACACGCUAACGUCAGCGUUCGGCGUAUUUAGCUAACCAAAGCACAUUUCCCCCAUUUUCUAAAUUAACAUUUCGACAUUUUCAUGUAAUAAUAUUGCCAUCUCGCUACAUAUAUGUUAAUAUUUAUAUUCUAUUUUCUUUUGGGUCCCAAUUUCCAGGUUUUAUAGGCUAAUUGUGUUCAUAUUAGCUACCCAUUAACUACGCUGUACACUAUUAUAUCCCGACUAUUAUACCGACUGUGUUGGUAUAAUAGUCGGGAUAUUUAUAAUAUGUAGCUUUAUAUACAACUAUAGUAAGUUUAAUAUGUAGAAACAAUUUUAUGACUUUGGUCAAUAAAAGGCGACAAGGCGCAUGCGUACAGUUAAAGCCCAAACAGUCUUGUCGGUUCAUCUUGAACUGGACGGUCUUUGGUUGAGAGAAAUGGCGUCGGAUAACGGACUGGCCUCUCUGGGGGUGGAGGGGGCCUCGGCAGCUGCACACGCUCUGUCUCUACCUGCAGACGCUUAUGGAAACGACCCGCGGCUCGAGGUCAUGUGGGCGAUGAAGGCGUACAACCACGCAGAGGUUUACUUCAACCUCAUUUCAUCAGUGGAUCCAAAGUUCCUGAAGCUGACGAAGCUGGACGACAAAAUCUACUCGUGCUUCAGAGAAACCUUCGAAGAGCUCGACAUAAAGCUGCUGAAAGCCGACGACCUGAAAUCCGACGAGGCCAAAGAGAGGUGGCGUCCGUUCUGUAACCAGUUUGAAGGACUCGUCGAAGAUUUCAACUACGGGACUCUGCUCCGCCUGGACUGUGAGAGAGAUUACACUGAGGAGAACACUAUAUUCGCCACCAGGGUCCAGUUCUUUGCCAUUGAGAUCGCCCGCAACAGAGAAGGUUACAACGACGUCGUGUACAAGGCCAAAUGUGCGAAGAGCUAGCCUCCAGACAAACCAGUGACGGACCAGUAAGGAACCCACCCAGGCCUACGUACCAUCACCAGGAGUCCAGGACCGUCCCUCCUGGAAAUGAAGAUGAACUCUGCGUCUCCUUGAGGAUUCAUCUUUUAACUUUAAUGAAAUCUUCCAUUCGCGUUUAUGUUCCUGGUCUAAUUCUGAUCCAGACCCGCUCCUUUCCUCUGCUCCGUCUGCUCAACGGUCCCACUGCUGCAUUUUGUAUUUACUGUAAAGUUUUAUUGUGCCAAUCGUCAGAAGUGGUUGUUUAUUUUCUAAUAACAAUGAAGUUGUAUUUGUUUGCCUGAAACCGAGGAAACGACAAAUAAAGAAUCAGAUGCAUUUUCC
Molecule: messenger RNA, 1295 nt
Organism: Xiphias gladius (swordfish)
Lineage: Eukaryota; Metazoa; Chordata; Actinopteri; Istiophoriformes; Xiphiidae
Gene: pbdc1
Product: polysaccharide biosynthesis domain containing 1
Exons: 6
Coding region: 366-935 (189 amino acids)
Cellular component (GO): cytoplasm
Source: RefSeq, a predicted model, not a curated record